AUGAGUUCGACCACUAAAAGCUAUUGGGCCCAGUGGGACAGCUUGCUGCUUCAGGAUGGAGUUCUGUGCCGUAAAUGGGAAAAUGUUAGGGGAGACAGCUGUCAUUUGCAAAUGGUUGUCCCUAAAGCUAAAGUACCGGAUGUUCUACAGCUGUACCAUAAUGAUUGUUCCGGAGGCCAUCUGGGAGUUAAACGAACUCUACUGAAGAUCCGAGAACGGUUUUAUUGGGUCCACUGUCGAAACGAUGUCGAGGACUGGUGUCGCAAAUGUACAAGUUGUGCGGCUGUAAAGGGACCUCAGACUCGUAGUAGAGGUGCAUUGAAGUUGUACAACGUUGGUGCACCAUGGGAGAGAAUAGCCAUUGACGUGGCGGGGCCGUUUCCGGAGAGUGAAAGCGGUAACAAGUAUUUCAUGGUUGUGAUGGAUUACUUCACAAAGUGGCCAGAAGUUUUCGCCAUUCCAAAUCAAGAAGCUUCAACAGUUGCAGAUAAACUAGUUCAUGAAGUCUUCUGUCGUUUUGGAGUACCUUUAGAGAUUCACAGCGAUCAAGGAAGGAAUUUUGAGUCUCAAAUAUUCCAGGAAACUUGCCGAGUUAUGGGUACUCAUAAAACAAGAACGACUUCUUAUCACCCGCAAUCUGAUGGAAUGGUGGAACGAUUUAAUCAGACGUUGGAGAGGUACCUAGCAAAAGUUGUAGACAAUCGGCAACGAGAUUGGGACAAGCACAUACAACCGUUUUUGUUGUCAUAUCGAAGCGCUGUUCACGAAAGUACAGCAGUGACACCAGCUUUCGCAAACUUUGGAAGAGAAUUACGGCUGCCCGCAGACCUGAUCACCGGGAUACCACCUGAUGCCCCACGCAGUAUAACCGAUUAUGCAAAUGACUUGCGGAACAAAAUGAAUGACAUUUAUGAGCACGUCAGACAAUCGGGCCAGCAAAUGUCUGAGAAAAUGAAAACCCGGUACGACCGCAAAAUGAACAAUAAAGGGUUCAACGAAGGUUCAUUAGUGUGGUUGCACAAUCCAGUCCGCAGCAAAGGGAAAUCUCCUAAGCUUCAAGCUAAAUGGGACGCCCCGUACCGGAUUGUAACCAGGAUCAACGAUGUGACCUACCGGAUACAGAAAGGCGCAAGAGGGACUCCUAAGAUCGUCCAUGUGGAUCGAUUGGCGCGUUAUUAUGGGACCGAUAAUGCUCGGGACGAGCAUGUCUUAGGAGGGGGCAGUGUUGCGUGA
This is a messenger RNA of Parnassius apollo (apollo), 1233 nucleotides long. NCBI's taxonomy places the organism in Eukaryota, Metazoa, Arthropoda, Insecta, Lepidoptera, Papilionidae. The record is from the annotation of a GenBank genome assembly.